Messenger RNA from Emiliania huxleyi CCMP1516, 657 nucleotides. RefSeq lists its product as hypothetical. NCBI's taxonomy places the organism in Eukaryota, Haptophyta, Isochrysidales, Noelaerhabdaceae. The annotation marks the transcript as partial. The transcript has a single exon. The record is from RefSeq and is a predicted model, not a curated record.
GACCACUCCGAGUACGUCCACCGUGUCGGCCGCACGGCGCGGCUCGGCCAGCAGGGCCGCGCCCUCCUCUUCCUCCAGCCGAGCGAGCGGGGCUACCUUGAGCUGCUGCAGGGCGCCGGCGUCUCGCUCGACGAGCUCAAGUUCGCGUCGGUCCAGCAGGCGCUGUGCGGCCGCAACGCCACGUCGCGCGACGUCUACAUGACGGAGCUCGCCCUCCAGAAGCAGCUCGAGGCGACCGUGGCCACGGAGCCGCUGCUGCACGGCCUCGCGGCCGGCGCGUACCAGUCCUUCCUGCGCGCCUACUCUGCGCACUCCAAGGCGGAGAAGAGGGUGCUGCACGUCUCGCAGCUCCACCUCGGCCACCUCGCAAAGUCUUUUGCGCUGCAAGAGACGCCCUCGCUCAUCUCGAGGCAGCAGGCCAAGCGGCGGCAGGUGGCGCCAAGCGCCGCUGCCAAGCGGCGCAAGCCGUCGCACCUGCAUCAGCUCGCAGCGUACAGCGGUGGUGGCAAGGCCAAGGGGGGCGGAGGCAAGCAGGGUAGCGGAGCGGGCGGAGCGCAGCGCGCCCUGAAGGAGCAGCGGAGCACGGCUGACGGCGCGGCGCAGAGAAGGCGGGAGGCUCACAAUGCAGUCUCAGAGUUUAGCGCCGCACUGGACUGA